Messenger RNA from Prunus persica (peach), 3681 nucleotides. Its product is annotated as protein CHUP1, chloroplastic. Gene Ontology annotation, cellular component: chloroplast outer membrane. Gene Ontology annotation, biological process: chloroplast organization. NCBI's taxonomy places the organism in Eukaryota, Viridiplantae, Streptophyta, Magnoliopsida, Rosales, Rosaceae. The transcript has 9 exons. Bases 532 to 3516 code for a protein of 994 amino acids. The record is from RefSeq and is a predicted model, not a curated record.
GUUUUUGGCUUGUUUAGCGAUAUAUGAUCCUUAAAAUCUUCAGUGACAUGUUUGGACCCACCCAAAUGUGAAUUGUAAAACCUUUUGGAGAAGAUUGGCCACUAGUUAUUGGUGGUUGCUGUAGCUCUUAGCAUUAAGAGCUGUGCUGGAAUUCUACUUAUCAAGAACUUCCGACAGAGCAAAGCCUUCUCGAUUGAAAGGUCUAUAAACCUGAUAAGAAGAUGAUAGCUGAUGGUGUGGGAAUGUUUAUACUUCAUAGCUAGAUUUGGAUAUUAAUUAUACUUAUAAAUGCAAGUUCUUUAAACUCGUCUGUGAUGUGCACGAUUGGAUAUGGUUAUAGGAAAAGGAUUGUCUUCUUAAGCUCUCUUGGGAAUUACAGAUUCUGGGUUGCUCUUGCUGCAUUUCCAGGGCGUUAAUGGUUUGAAUUAUCAGUUAUGGGGUGGGGAAGAAGAGGGUGGCGGGUUGUUUUUGGAAUUGGGUUAUCUUUAUAGAUGAGUGAGGACUUGAGCUUUGCCUAUUUGCAAUAUCUUCAUGAUAGUCAGGUUAGGCCUCUUGGUUGCUGCUUCUAUUGCUGCCUUUGCAGCGAGGCAGCACAACGUCAAAAACUCAGCCUCAACAAGCAGGCAUUCAGAAAAUGGUGAAGCAAACUAUAAACAUCAAAGUGAGAAGGAAGACGAAGAGCAACUUACAUAUUCUAAUGAUAGCCUCAGAGAAAAGGAUGGGAAAGAUGAAGAGGAGGAGGAGGAAGAAGAGGAGGUUAAAUUAAUUAGCAGUAUAUUUGACCGUGCUCGUGAUAUUUCACCUGGUGAUAUUGAAGAUGAAGAUAUUUUACCUGAAUUUAAGGAUCUUUUAUCUGGGGAGAUUGAAAUCCCGUUACUUGUUAACAAGAUGGAAUCAAAAGAGAAACAUGUAUAUGAAACUGAGAUGGCAAACAAUGCAAGUGAGCUGGAACGGUUGCGUAAUCUGGUAAAGGAAUUGGAGGAAAGAGAAGUGAAGCUUGAAGGUGAAUUACUUGAGUACUAUGGAUUGAAGGAACAGGAAUCAGACGUCACCGAAUUACAAAGGCAGCUCAAGAUAAAGACAGUGGAGGUUGGCAUGCUAAAUAUUACUAUUAACUCUCUGCAGACUGAGAGGAAGAAGCUUCAAGAAGAGAUUGCGCAGGGAGUUUCAGCCAAGAAGGAGCUAGAGGCGGCAAGGUACAAACUCAAGGAGUUGCAGAGGCAGAUUCAGCUUGAUGCUAACCAGACAAAAGGCCAGCUACUGUUGCUCAAACAACAAGUGUCUGGUUUACAGGCAAAAGAGGAAGAAGCAGUCAAGAAAGAUGCUGAAAUUGAAAAGAAGCUGAAAGCUGUAAAGGAGUUAGAGGUGGAAGUCAUGGAGCUUAAGAGAAAGAACAAAGAACUUCAAAUCGAAAAGAGAGAACUAACUAUAAAAUUGAAUGCUGCUGAAGCAAGAGUAGCAGCCCUCUCCAACAUGACGGAGAGUGAUAUGGUUGCAAAUGUAAGAGAGGAGGUCAAUAAUUUAAAGCAUGCGAAUGAGGACCUGUCAAAACAAGUGGAAGGUCUUCAGAUGAACAGGUUUAGUGAAGUUGAAGAGCUAGUGUACCUUCGUUGGGUGAAUGCAUGCUUGAGGUAUGAGCUCCGGAACUAUCAGACACCUCAAGGAAAGGUAUCAGCUCGUGAUCUCAACAAGAGUCUGAGCCCCAAAUCGCAGGAGAAGGCCAAACAACUGAUGUUGGAGUAUGCAGGAUCAGAACGUGGGCAAGGGGAUACAGAUAUUGAAAGCAACUUUUCUCAUCCAUCCUCCCCUGGAAGUGAGGAUUUUGACAAUGUUUCUAUUGAUAGUUCCACAAGUCGGUAUAAUAGUCUCAGCAAGAAACCUAGUAUAAUGCAAAAGCUGAAAAGAUGGGGUAAAAGCAAAGAUGAUUCUAGUGCUCUUUCAUCUCCAAGUAGAUCUCUCUCUGGAGGCUCUCCAAGCAGGGCAAGUAUGAGCGUUCGACCAAGGGGUCCAUUGGAAUCCUUGAUGAUAAGGAAUGCUGGUGACGGUGUAGCCAUCACUACAUUUGGGAAGGUGGAUCAGGAACUUCCAGACUCCCCUCAAACUCCCAGUCUUCCGAACAUUAGAACACAGAUGUCUUCUAGCGACUCACCUAAUUCUGUUGCAGCAUCUUUCCAGUUGAUGUCGAAGUCGGUUGAAGGAGUUCUGGAUGAGAAAUAUCCUGCUUACAAAGACCGGCAUAAGUUGGCCUUAGAAAGGGAAAAACAAAUUAAUGAAAGGGCUCAGCAAGCAAGAGCAGAGAAGUUUGGUGACAAAUCAAAUGUAAAUUUGACAUACGAACCUAGAGCCAAGGCUGAGAGACCAGUAGCUUUACCACCAAAACUUGCCCAUAUAAAGGAGAAGGCAGUUAUUUUGGGUGAUUCAAGCAACCAAACUAACGAUGGUAACGCUGUUGAUUCUCAAGCAAUAACCAAGAUGAAACUUGCCCAAAUUGAGAAGAGGCCUCCUAGGGUACCUCGGCCGCCUCCUAAAGCAUCUGGAGAUGCCCCUGCUGGUACAACUCCCAAACCCUCAAGUGGAGUACCACCUCCUCCACCAGGUGGCCCACCACCGCCGCCACCCCCACCUGGUGGACCACCUCGUCCACCUCCUCCACCAGGAAGCCUGCCAAGGGGGGCAGGCAGUGCUGAUAAAGUGCACCGUGCUCCUGAGCUGGUUGAAUUUUAUCAGUCAUUGAUGAAACGUGAAGCAAAGAAGGAUACAUCAUCUUUAAUAUCUUCAUCAUCUAAUGUAUCUGAUGCGAGGAGCAACAUGAUUGGGGAGAUUGAGAACAAAUCAUCAUUCCUAUUAGCUGUGAAAGCUGAUGUAGAAGCUCAAGGUGAUUUUGUCAUGUCGUUGGCAGCUGAAGUUCGAGCAGCUUCCUUCACAAACAUAGAAGAUCUGGUAGCCUUUGUGAACUGGCUAGAUGAAGAGCUCUCCUUCUUGGUUGACGAAAGGGCUGUCCUCAAGCACUUUGAUUGGCCUGAAGGAAAAGUGGACGCACUAAGAGAAGCAGCGUUUGAAUAUCAAGACUUGAUGAAAUUGGAGAAGCACGUCUCCUCUUUUGUUGAUGAUCCCAAACUCCCAUGCGAAGCUGCAUUAAAGAAGAUGUACUCAUUGCUGGAAAAGGUGGAACAGAGUGUAUAUGCUCUCUUGCGUACAAGGGACAUGGCUAUUUCACGGUGCAAGGAGUUCGGAAUUCCGGUUGAUUGGUUAUUGGAUUCAGGCGUUGUUGGCAAGAUCAAGCUCUCAUCUGUUCAAUUGGCAAGAAAGUAUAUGAAACGUGUAGCUUCAGAACUUGAUGCAUUAAGUGGACCUGAGAAGGAACCGAUCAGAGAGUUUAUACUACUACAAGGAGUGCGAUUUGCUUUCCGUGUUCAUCAGUUUGCUGGAGGCUUUGAUGCAGAGAGCAUGAAGGCAUUUGAAGAGCUAAGGGGCCGCGUCAGCGGACAAACAGAAGACAAUAAGCAGGAACCGUAAAUUAAUUGAAAUUUUUUUUCCUUUUUAAUCUCCUGUUUCUGUUGUAAAUUUCAUGCGUAUUGAGCAUUUAUUACAAGGACAAGUCCAAUUCAAACCAAACGAAAAUUAAGUUAGAAAUAUUAUUCACAUGAAGAGUAAUUUCUAAGAGUUGUUGUGCAAGCUUUA